AUGGAGGCGAUGCAGGGACUGGUGGAGAGACUGGAACGGGCAGUCGGCCGGCUGGAGUUGCUGCCUGCGGUGUCACACCGGCCCCCUGGGGACUGUGGAGAAAUUAACGGUGUCAGUGGAGGUGUGGCCCCCUCGGUGGAAGCCUUUGAUAAGCUGAUGAACAGCACGGUGGCCGAGUUUUUAAAGAAGAGCAGGAUCCUUGCUGGUGACGUGGAGACUCAUGCAGAAAUGGUGCACAGCGCUUUCCAGGCCCAGCGAGCUUUCCUCCUGAUGGCCUCUCAGUACCAACAACCCCCAGAGAAUGACGUGGCUGCGCUUCUGAAACCAAUAUCGGAAAAGAUUCAGGAAAUCCAAACCUUCCGAGAGAGGAACCGGGGCAGCACAAUGUUUAACCAUCUCUCUGCCGUCAGCGAAAGCAUCCCGGCCCUGGGGUGGAUAGCUGUGUCCCCCAAACCCGGCCCUUAUGUCAAGGAGAUGAAUGAUGCCGCCACCUUUUACACUAACAGGGUGUUAAAGGACUACAAACACAGCGAUUUACGCCAUGUGGAUUGGGUGAAGUCAUAUUUGAACAUCUGGAGUGAGCUUCAAGCAUACAUCAAGGAAUACCACACCACAGGCCUUACUUGGAGCAAAACAGGUCCAGUGGCCUCAGCCGCAACCAUGUUGUCUGCCCUCUCCCCUGGGCCUGGCCUUCCUCCACCUCCUCCUCCUCCACCUCCUCCAGGGCCACCUCCACUUUUUGAGAAUGAAGGCAGCAAAGAGCAAUCCUCCCCUUCACGCUCAGCUUUAUUUGCACAACUAAACCAAGGAGAGGCAAUUACUAAAGGGCUUAGGCAUGUCACAGAUUCGCAGAAGACAUACAAGAAUCCCAGCCUGCGAACUCAAGGAGGACAAACUCCAUCUCCCACCAAAAGCCACUCUCCGGGCCCCAAGGCUUCCCAGUCACGUCCUCUUCAGAAACAUGCGCCUGUGUUCGAGCUGGAAGGGAAGAAGUGGAGAGUGGAGUACCAAGAGGACAGGAGUGACCUUGUGAUCUCAGAGACUGAACUGAAACAAGUGGCUUACAUUUUCAAGUGCGACAAGUCUACCCUACAGAUAAAAGGGAAAAUAAAUUCCAUUACAAUCGACAACUGUAAGAAGUUUGGCCUGGUGUUUGACAAUGUGGUGGGCAUUGUGGAAGUGAUCAACUCUAAGGAUAUUCAAAUGCAGGUCAUGGGAAGAGUGCCAACCAUUUCCAUUAAUAAGACAGAAGGCUGCCACAUAUACCUCAGUGAGGAUGCAUUAGACUGUGAGAUAGUGAGUGCCAAGUCAUCCGAAAUGAAUAUACUUAUCCCUCAGGAUGGUGAUUAUAGAGAAUUCCCUAUUCCUGAACAAUUCAAGACUGCAUGGGAUGGAUCCAAGUUGGUCACUGAACCUGCAGAAAUUAUGGGCUAA
This is a messenger RNA of Pipistrellus nathusii (Nathusius's pipistrelle), 1434 nucleotides long. The record is from the annotation of a GenBank genome assembly. Lineage: Eukaryota; Metazoa; Chordata; Mammalia; Chiroptera; Vespertilionidae.